Molecule: messenger RNA, 1627 nt
Organism: Raphanus sativus (radish)
Lineage: Eukaryota; Viridiplantae; Streptophyta; Magnoliopsida; Brassicales; Brassicaceae
Product: NAC domain-containing protein 1
Exons: 6
Coding region: 92-1381 (429 amino acids)
Biological process (GO): regulation of DNA-templated transcription
Molecular function (GO): DNA binding
Source: RefSeq, a predicted model, not a curated record
UCUCAUAGAGCGAUCGAGAAAACGACCGCCGGCGAAGAGAAACUCUUUCACCAGAUUCUUUCUUCUUCUUCUUCGAAAAAAAAACAAAACGAUGGGGGAGAAGCCAGGUUUUGAAUUCCGUCCGUACGACGAAGAACUCGUGGGUUACUAUCUCCGUCACAAGAUUCUGGGAAACGAUAGUCUCGUCGACGGAGUCAUCAAAGAGAUCAAAAUCUGCAGCUUCGAUCCCUGGGACUUGCGCUUUGAAUCGAAGAUAAAAUCGAGAGAUCUGGUUUGGUACUUCCUGUCCCGUAGAGAAGAGAACGUGGGGAGUCGACAGAGCAGGAGGACGCCUUCUGGGUUCUGGAAACUCACCGGAGAUCCCGUUGAUGUCAACGAUCGGUGGGGACACCUGUCUGGAUUUCGAGGUAAGAUUGGUUAUAAGAGGGGUUUAACAUUCGGCAAGGGGAAAAGCAGCAGCAGCAGCUCCAAAUCAGACUGGGUGAUGCACGAGCUUCACUACACCCUCUUGCCUGAACACAAUAGGACCUAUGUCAUCUGCAGAUUGGAAUAUAAAGGUGAUGACGUGAACAUCUUGUCUGCAGAUCCCACUCCCACUUUUGCUCCCACUAUGGACAAUAGUGCCAGCUCUGUGGUGGACCAAUCAUCUCAUGGGAAUUCAGGAUAUUACAACACUUUGUCCGAGUAUGAUUCAGGGUAUCAGGGACAUCAGUUUAACGGAAACUAUGACGCACAGCCAUCAUUUCAAGGAUAUUCAGAAUAUUUCAACUCUACCUCGGAGUAUGAUUUAGCUAAUGGAAGCCACUGGUUUAGCAACCUACAACAACAACAACAACAAGCCCCUUACUCUGCCCCAUAUCAGGAUGAUUCUGAUGUGUGGAAGCAGGUUGUUCAAGAAAACUGGACCUCUUUGGUCGAUGAAAGGACAUACAUGCGAGAAGAUUCCAGCCAUUACCGUCCUAAAGAUCCUGUUACUGGGAUUUUUCCUGAUGAUAGCAGUGAUGAUGACACUGACUCAACGAUUGGGAGAGACACUUGGAGCUCGACCGAUAGUGUUGGUAGUAAAGAUGUACCAUACCAUACUCCUAAAGAUGAUACUCCAUCAUUGAGUUCUGUUGUGCCUUUGCACAAUCCUGAGCCACAAGAGCAGCCAAAGCAGCUGAAGUUGCAAUUGCAGGGCGAAGAAAAGAAAAGCGAAUGCGAGUGGAAAAUGGCGGAAGACUCGAUCAAGAAGGUUCCAUCCACCACUGCAGUGAAUAAAAGCUGGAUUGUUCUAGAGGAGAUGAGUCAGAGGAAUUCACGUUGGGUCCAUUUCAACAACAUGCUCAUUGGUAUCUUAUUGUUCAUCUCCAUCAUUGUCUGGAUCAUUCUGGUUGGCUAGGUGUUCAAAAUCCGGUUUCUGCCCACAAGUUUCUUUCUUUCUUGUCUUCUGUAUUUUUUGUUUAUUUGUUUAGUUGCUCUGUUUUCUUGCUUGUAUGAAGUUGUACAAUUAUGUGUCUGGGAAAAAGAAAAAGAAAAUAGAGGUAUAAAAGAAGUAUGUAGAGAAAUAAAUAAAAAAGGUAUGUAUCAUUUUGUGGUGUAGCUUUUUUGUAUAGUACUAAUAGAUCAAAAGAUUCUGCCUAAAGAA